Messenger RNA from Myotis lucifugus (little brown bat), 3675 nucleotides. It is a transcript of the gene LIMA1, whose product is annotated as LIM domain and actin binding 1. Bases 89 to 2383 code for a protein of 764 amino acids. Gene Ontology annotation, biological process: actin filament bundle assembly. The record is from RefSeq and is a predicted model, not a curated record. Gene Ontology annotation, cellular component: plasma membrane; actin cytoskeleton. The transcript is spliced from 11 exons. NCBI's taxonomy places the organism in Eukaryota, Metazoa, Chordata, Mammalia, Chiroptera, Vespertilionidae. Gene Ontology annotation, molecular function: actin filament binding.
AGGCAGAGCGCCUGGGAUCCGGGCAAGGCUGGUGCCGGCGCAGAGAAAAGACCGCUUUCAGCCAGGUAUUUCAGUAUCUGUAGACAAGAUGGAAUCAACUCCAUUUAAUCGACGGCAGUGGACUUCACUAUCAUUGAGGGUAACGGCCAAAGAACUUUCUCUUGUCAAUAAGAACAAGUCAUCGGCUAUUGUAGAAAUAUUCUCCAAGUACCAGAAAGCCGCUGAAGAAGCAAAUUCGGAAAAGAGGAGAAAUAACACCGAAAAUCCCCCCCAGCACUUUAGAAGGGGAAUCCUGACUGCGUUAAAGAAGAAGUGGGAGAACCCAGUGCUGGGAGCUGAGUCUCACACGGACUCUCUGCGAAACAGCAGCACUGAGGUCAGACACAGAGACGACCAUCCUCCUGCUGAAGUGGUGAGCAACUCUGCCUCCGGGGCCGAAGCUAACCGAGAGGAACAAGUCCAUCCCAGAACUAGACUUGGAUCACCUGCCGAAGCCCAUAUUCAGGACCCGUAUCACCGCAUUGAGGACAGUGAACCUCUCAAAGACCACUCAACAGGAAAGAACAAAAUGGAAAACUGUCUAGUAGGAGAAUCCAGGCAUGAAGUAGGAAAGCCCGAAAUCAGUGAAAAUACAGAAGCUACAAACAAAAUAGAGAAAUAUAAUGUCCCGCUGAACAGGCUUAAGAUGAUGUUUGAGAAAGGCGAGCCAUCUCAAACCAAGAUUCUUCGGACCCAAAGCCGAAGUGCAGGUGGAAAGAGGAUCUCUGAAAACAGCUAUUCUCUGGAUGAUUUGGAAAUAGGGCCAGGUCAAGUGUCAACUUCUGCAUUCAAUUUGGAGAAAAGUGAGACUAGGCGAAACCUGGAGAUCCCGCGCCUGUCAGAAACCUCCAUAAAGGAUCGAAUGGCCAAGUACCAGGCAGCUGUGUCCAAACAAAGCAGUUCCACCAACUACACAAAUGAAUUGAGAGCCAAUGGCAGUGAAAUCAAAAUUCAUAAGUUGGAACAAAAGGAGAAUGUGCCCCCAGGUCCCGAGGUCUGUAUCUCCCAUCAAGAUGGAGAAAAGGUUUCUGCAGCUGAGAACAGCCUGGCAGUCCGUUCCACGCCUGCUGAAGUUGACACCCCAGGUAACUCCCAGGUUAAGAGUGAGGUCCAGCCUGUCCGUCCCAAGCCACUAAGUCCAGAUGCCAGAGCCUCCAGCCUUUCUGAGAGUUCUCCUCCCAAAGCAGUGAAGAAGUUUCAGAUACCUGCAAGAGAGACCUGUGUGGAAUGUCAGAAGACAGUCUACCCGAUGGAGCGUCUCUUGGCCAACCAGCAGGUGUUUCAUGUCAGCUGCUUCCGUUGCUCCUAUUGCAACAACAAACUUAGUCUUGGAACAUAUGCAUCACUACAUGGGAGAAUCUAUUGCAAGCCUCACUUCAAUCAACUCUUUAAAUCUAAAGGCAACUAUGAUGAAGGCUUUGGGCACAGACCACACAAAGAUCUGUGGGCAAGCAAAAAUGAAAAUGAAGAGACACUGGAGAGACCAGCCCAACUUCCAAAUGCAGGGGAGACCCCUCAGAGCUCAGGGGUAGAAGAUGCCCCCAUUGCUAAGGUGGGUGUGCUGACCGCAAGCAUGGAAGCCAAGGCCUCCUCUCAGCCAGAGAAAGAAGACAGGCCAGCUGAAACCAAGAAGUUAAGGAUCGCCUGGCCGCCCCCCACUGAACUUGGCAGUUCAGGAAGUACAUUGGAGGAAGGAAUAAAAGUAUCCAAGCCCAAAUGGCCUCCUGAGGAUGAAAUCAGCAAGCCUGAAGCGCUGGAGGAUGUAGAUCUGGAUCUGAAGAAGUUGAGACGAUCUUCUUCGCUGAAGGAAAGAAGCCGCCCAUUCACUGUAGCAGCUUCAUUCCGAACCCCUUCCGUCAAGAGCCCCAAAUCCUUGUCCCCACCUCUCAGGAAGGGCUGGAGCGUGUCAGAGCAGAGUGAGGAGUUUGUAGGAGGAACAGCAGCAGGAAGGAAACAAGUGGAAAAUGCCGAUGCCUCUGAGAAGAAUGGGAGUGUGGGAAAAACAACCUGGCAAAACCAGGAAUCUAAAGGAGGGGAGGCGGGGAGGAGAAGUAAGGAAGUUUAUGGUUUUGAGAUGGGGAGUGAGAAUCUUGUAGAAAAUGGUGCAAACUUAGAUGAAGAUGAUAGAAACCUUUUCAAUCAGCAGUCUCCACUAGAACCCAAGUCUCCAAAUUGGUCCAGCUUUGCAGACAACACCUCUCCUAAAGAAUUCACUACUCAGAAUCAGAAGUCCCAGGAUGUGGGAUUCUGGGAGGGAGACGUAGUCAAAGAGCUGUCUGUAGAGGAGCAGAUAAAGAGAAAUCGGUACUAUGAUGAUGAGGAUGAGGAUGAGGAUGAGGAAUGAUAAACUGCAGUGGCGCUGGGCCUUACCUUGUGCUAGUGUUAGUGAGCCACUGCCCUUUAUCAGAGUGAUGUAUGUAUACAGUUAUCUUAGCAUAAACUGUAACUUAUGGGGAAGUAAUUUUGGGAAACAGUUCUUGCUUCAAAAAAAAAAAAAUCCCAUACUGCAGCUUAUCUCUAAAUGCUAGAGAUAACAUUACCUAAAUCCUCUAUUUUAGCCAUGAUGAUAUACAUAAGUGCGUUAAGGUCUUAUAAAAAAGGAGGGGAAUAUUCCAACUGAUAUAGUCCAGAUUCCACUGUGUUCCCCAAAGGCAAUAUGAAAUAUAUAGAUGAUUAGUAUAGUACAUUGUUACUCUAAAAAUUGAAUCAUUCAGAGGGAUUUAGGGGCCUAAACAAUAUUACUGUAUGCACUUUAGUAUAAAGGGCACAGUUUGUAUAUUUUUAAAUGAAUACCAAUUUAAUAAUUUAGUAUUCAAUUAUUAAGAAAUCAAAUAUUUAGUCUUUUUUAAAAUUUUAGGUUAACUAUCUUACUCAGAUAUAUAUGGGGGAUUUGCUUUGCAUCCUGCUCUUUAAACCACAUCCUAAACUGGAUUCUUGAGAUAUAACACAACCACCUUUCUGAAACAUCUUUUAGGCACCUUUGGUGCUUGGAGAGAUCCACUGUCUCCCAAGUAAACUAUAAUAUUUGCCAAUAAGUGUGACUAUACCCCAAGUGAUUGAUUGCUUCUCUGGUGGUAGCUGUGGUUCUCAUAAUUUGCUAAAAGAUACAAUAUUUUAUUAAGAUUUUUAUAUUACUGUUUAAUGUUUCAUGUUACAGCAAAAUGAGUUUAAAGAAGGAAUAAGGGGGGGGGGGGUUUGUACACUGCCUUAAACCAAUUGAGCUCAGACCCCCAAACCAUAUAUUUCACUUCAGAUAUCCCCUUUCUGGGACACUAAUUUUUUAAUUCCUAUCAGCUCUGAAAUGUAUUGAUUUUUAUGGCAAACAGUAUCCCCAGGGUGCAAUUAAACCAAUUAUAGGCCUUUGUGUGUAUGUGGUGGUGGUGGGGGGGGGGGGGGGAGUUAUGUUAAGUCGUUGGAACAUUAUAAACUUGAGUACAUUUGUUGUACAUAAUUGAUAUUCCAAAUUAUAUGUGGUGAAGGGAGGUGUUAAGCUAUAGGCUUUUCUUUGUACUACAUUUUUAGAAAUUUAGCUCUAAUAUUUUUUAGAAAUGUAAAAUGUUCUGCUUUCUUACAGUCUUGCUUAGUCUGAAACAUUUUUAUUCAAUAAAGCUUUAAAUUUACAUUUGAACUUUUCAA